CUGUUGUUUUUGUUUUUAGCGCAGUUUCAUUUCAGCCAUUGGAAGCUUCCUACAUCUGCCGAUCAAAAUCGCGGAAUAUUAUCGGAAUGUCGCACAAUCAUCCACACGACCAUGGUGGGGCCUGUGCGCACGAGGCCCUAGGAAUCGAAGACGAACUGGAGAUGGGCAUCCAGUACAGCUUGUACGAAAAAAUCGACACGAUCAACGUGGAAUGUUUGAACGAGGAAGAGGAAGGAUCCGGCAAGACGGUGUUCAAACCCUACAGCCAACGGUUGGAUUUCGACAAGCAUGUUACCAGCGAUGCCGAUGAGGAACUGCUUUUCAAUAUCCCGUUUACCGGAAAUAUCAAACUGAAGGGAAUCAUCGUUGUGGGCGCCAAUGACGAUAGUCAUCCGAAGAAGAUGAGACUAUUCAAAAAUCGCCCAAAGAUGACCUUUGACGAUGUGAGUGCCCAAGCGGAUCAGGAGUUUGAACUUGAACGGGAUCCCAACGGAGUUAUUGAAUAUUCCACCAAGGUUGUUACGUUUUCGUCGGUGCACCAUCUGUCGAUUCACUUCCCCACCAACUAUGGAGACUCUAAUACCACCGUGUACUACAUCGGCUUGAAGGGAGAAUUCAGCGAGGCACACCAUCACGGAGUAACAAUUUGUACAUAUGAAGCUCAACCAAAUGCUGCCGAUCACAAAGGUGACCUCUUUGAUUCAAUGAAUCGACCAAUCAGCUAAAUAUAGGUUUACCUCCGAGUAUGUUGUGAAUGGAUAAUGUUUUGAUAAUUUUGUUUAAUUUGCAUUUGUGAAAUAAAGCCUGCUUUUUGAAUAAUUAUUCCGUA
Molecule: messenger RNA, 829 nt
Organism: Aedes aegypti (yellow fever mosquito)
Lineage: Eukaryota; Metazoa; Arthropoda; Insecta; Diptera; Culicidae
Product: PITH domain-containing protein GA19395
Exons: 3
Coding region: 87-725 (212 amino acids)
Cellular component (GO): nucleus
Source: RefSeq, a predicted model, not a curated record